Molecule: messenger RNA, 465 nt
Organism: Penicillium antarcticum
Lineage: Eukaryota; Fungi; Ascomycota; Eurotiomycetes; Eurotiales; Aspergillaceae
Product: RidA family protein
Exons: 3
Coding region: 1-465 (154 amino acids)
Cellular component (GO): mitochondrion; cytosol
Molecular function (GO): deaminase activity
Source: RefSeq, a predicted model, not a curated record
AUGUUUAAACAGAAUACACGCCUCGCUACAAGGCUAGCAAGGGCCUCGGUGCCUACUGUCCCUCAAAUUGCCCCUCUGAGAACUCGCGGGUUUUCGUCUAGGGGCCCCAAGACCCUGGUGACUAGCGUUCAAACAAACGAAGCAUACGCACCAAUUAAAGCCGCCGGCCAAGUCUGGCUUUCCGGCCAGAUACCAGCAGAUGCCGAAGGGAACUUGAUCAAAGGAUCCAUAACAGAACAGACGGAAAUCAUCAUAAAGAAUACCGAAGCUAUCCUAAAAGCGUCCGGCACCGGGCUAGAAAGAGUCGUCAAAGUAGUGGUCUAUGUCAGAAAUGCAGAUAUCAUGCCCGAGUUCGCAUCGGUGUAUGAUGUCGCAUUCCCACAUCGCCCUGCGCGUUCUAUGGUGGAGGUGUCGAAGUUGCCUGCGGGGGUGGAUAUCCAAGCGGACUUCAUUGCUGUUGUAUAA